ACCAUUAGACAGUGAUCACCAGGGGGCGGAAAUAUUCCAGAAUCCUUGAGGCAGGACCCCCAGAACAGGUGCUCCAAAUCCAUCCGAACGGAAGGUGUUGCCUUCUUCCGAGAUCGUGACUACUUCCGCGGAGGAGGAGGGAGGGAUCAUCAUCACCAACGCAGAGAGGGAGAUGGCGGAGUGCGGCCGGAAGGCGCUGUCCCUGCUGGAGGCGGCCCGCUCCCGCUACGAGAGCCUGCAGAUAUCCGACGACGUGUUCGGUGAGUCCGGAGAUGACAGCAGCGACAACCCGUUCUACAGCACCUCCGGAGACUCGGACUCGGACAACUACAUAGCCGAGGUCGGCGAGGGGGAGCAGCAGCACCAUCACCAUCACCACCACCACCACCAUCACCACCAGAGACGAGGCGACAGGGAGAGCUCGCAAGGCGGGGGAGCAGGAGGUGGCAGCCCGGGUCCGCCCGGCUCGCUCUCCCGAAGCCAAGCAGAGGAGGAGGGCUGGACGGAGACCCUACAGGAUGUCACGGUGCCGCCGUAUAAAGGCUCUUACGGCCCAGCUCAGAAGAUGCCCGCCACGGCCACCGCCUUGGAUUUCUUCCAGCUUUUUGUCCCUGACAACUGCAUCCAAAACAUGGUCACCCAGACCAACAUGUACGCCAAGAAGUUCCAGGAGCGUUUCGGAUCGGACGAGGGCUGGCGUCCUGUCACGGCCCAAGAGAUGAAGGCCUUCCUGGGCUUCGUCACCUCCACCAGCGUGCACCACUGCGAGUCGGUGCUCAGCAUCUGGAGCUCGGGCUUCUUCAGCAACCGCAGCAUCGCCCUGAAGAUGAGCCAAGCGCGCUUUGAGAAGAUCCUGAAGUAUUUCCACAUUGUGGCGUUCAGGCCGUCGCAGGGGAGCAAUCAAGGUCUGUACAAGAUCCAGCCCUUCCUGGACUCGCUGCAGCAGUCUUUCAGCUGCACAUUCCGACCUUCGCAGACCCAGGUUCUGCACGAACCCUUGAUAGACGAGGACCCGGUCUUCAUCACCACCUGCACGGAACGAGAGCAAAGGAAGAGGAAGAAGAGGAAGUUCAGUCUUUGGGUUCGACAGUGUACCUCCACCGGCUUCAUCUGCCAGCUCUCCGUGCAUCUGAAGGAUGGCCAAGGUGGAGACGCUCUGGCCGCCCUGAAGAACAAACCUCAGCUGCACAGUCUGGUGGCCAAGCAGCUGUGCCAGAACAUCUCUGGAAAGAACACCAUCGUCUUCACGGGGCCGUCCAUCACCAGCCUCGGACUCUUCGCCGAAUUUAGCAAGCAAGAUAUCUACUGCUGUGGUCUGCUGAGCACCAGAAAGAGUGACUGCACGGGCCUGCCGCAAAGCAUGCUGGUCUGUAGCUCCACGCCGGCGCAGCGCGGCCAGUGGCGAGUGAUGAUGCAAGGCAGCAUGUCUCUCAUCAGCUGGUACAACAAAGGACACUUCAGGUUCCUCACAAACGCCUACUCCCCUAACAAACAAGGCUUGAUCAUCAAGAGGAAAAGCGGCGAGGUUGAAUGUCCUCUGGCGGUGGAGGCCUUCGCGGCGCACCUCAGCUACAUCUGCAAAUACGACGACAAGUUCAGCAAGUACUUCAUCUUCCACAAGCCCAACAAGACGUGGCAGCAGGUGUUCUGGCUGAGCAUCAGCAUCGCCAUCAACAACGCGUACAUCCUCUACAAGAUGUCCGACGCCUACGCCGUCAAGCGCUACAGCCGGGCGCAGUUUGGAGAGAGACUGGUCAAAGAGCUGCUGGACGUCGACGACUGCUCGCCCACGGCGUGAGGAGACGGCGGCGAGGGCCUGAUGGAUGGAUGGAUGGAUGGAUGGAUGGAUGGUUGUCAGUCAGGAGCCAAUACACACGCUCACACAAGCCCCCUCCCCUACACAUUCACACACCUCCUCACACAUGUACAGACUGUAUGUCACCUUGCUGAAGCAGUGCCAACUCUUCCUCCAGUCGUUGUAUUGUAAAUGACACGUAACACCACUGAGACAGCAGGAGAAGUCACACCACCAACCAACAACCAGGGAGGAUGAUGACGACGAAGAGGAGGGUUUCAACCCCUUUAAGUGUCCAAAAGCUGACAUGGGAUCAUGUGAUCAAGUGUUCCAUCGUUUGCUACAAGCGACCCAAUAGAAGCUUAGUACAGUUUUACAUGUGAGAAUCAGUUCUCUUACUUUGCUUUAGACCGGGGGUGUAUCGAAGGGCCCCCCACCCACGAAAAGUUAAAAAAUAUUUCCACAAAUCAAAUCUUUUGCACCCAAAUCUAACUGUAAAUUAAAUUAGCUGACUGGAUAUUAUUUAUGAUAGGGGUGUCCAACACAGCCUGGGGGCGUUUUUUAUUUUAUUAUUAUUUUUUUUUUUUAGUUGCCCAUGGCACAUACUAAGGAUAUUUAAAAAAAUAAUAAUAAUAAUUAAAAAAUAGCAAAAAUCAGCAGUAAUGUCACAAGAAUGUCAUAACAUUUACAGAAAAAUGUUGAAAGAAAAACGUCAUUUUACUAGCAUAAAAUUGAACUAUUAAAGAAAAAUGGCAUGAUAUUAUGAAAAACACACAAAACAAUUAGGUUGCAAAAAAAGUUAUAAUGUUACGAGAUUUAAGUCAAAAUAUUAUGGCAAUAAAGUCAUAAUAUUACGAGAAGAAAAUGUAGUUGAAAACUUAAAAAAAAAAACAGCCGUAAUUUCUACGAGAAUAAAGUCGUAUUCUAACAAGAAAAAAAGUCUGAAUUUUACGAGAAUAAAUCAUAAUAUUCUAAGGAAAAAUAAUGUCAUUUUAGUGGCAUUCAGUUGAAAUAUUACAGCCGUAAUAUUAUGAGAAACAAACAAAACAAAGAAUAAAGUUUUGGAAAAAUUAGGUUGUUGAAAAAGUCAUAAUUAUGGGAAUAAAGUCAGAAUUAUGAGAAGAACAUUUACUCGAAUGUUGUCAAAUGCAAAGAAAAAACAGCAAAAAUAAAAACAUAAUGCGCAUUUUCAGCUACUGUAUGUCACAAAGCUCAGAUGGAGGCUAUUUUGUCUUGAACUAUACACUAUGUAACCUCUAAGCCAGGGGUGGGCAAGCGUUUUGACUCGUGGGCCACACUGGGUUAAAAAAUUUGCCCGAGGGGCUGUCUAUGUAAGGUGGUCAUCAAACAGAAGGACGUACUUGCUCACGGUGCAAAGAAAUAUCCACACAUCCACAGCAAGGUAACGUAUCACAUAAAUCCACCGCUGCUACUACGUGGGGAAUAAACAACUAAGCGUUACACAUAACAGGUAACUUUAACUGCUAUUUACAGGUGCCCGCAGGGCAUGCUGGGUAGUCCUGUGGCAACAACAAUGAACUGUGAAUGAGCCAACAUUCGAUAUCAGGGGUGUGUGGACGACCUCCUUAACAUGUUUUGCAAUCACGCAAAAGUGCGACAAACACCGCAACAUGUCAGGAGAGAGAGUACCACAGGCUACCCAGCAUGCCUUGCGGCAGGAAUAUAUGGGUGACAUUUUGACAUGGGUGUUGUGCGUGUGACGUUUAUUUGUAUGCCCACGUGGUAGGUGACAUUGUGUGUGUUGACGUGUUGUGUUUGUUUGUAUCACUUUUCUGUACAAGCUGCACAUUGCGUCUUGACUAUUUCCUGUGCGACUCAAGCAUGCCACAGUAGCACUGCAAGUCAUGUUGCCAGCUCUAGUUGUGUUGUUAAAGGUUUUUACCUUCUUUUAGUAAUUUGGAUACACCCGGUGGGCCGGAUUAAGACAUUUUGCAGGCCAGAUGUGGCCUACGGGCCACAGUUUGCCCACCCCUGUUCUAAGCAUAUCUACAUGCGUUGCGUUACAAAAUAUCAAAGUGGCCCUUGCAUCCUUUCAUUUUUCCCUUAUGUGGCUCACACUGGAACAAGUUUGGACACCCCUGAUUGAUGCUAAUGGGAGAUCAUGUAAAUGUACAUCGGUGAUGGAGUUAGGCCAACUGAGUAAGUGUCACCAUGGUUUUGGAGUUUCUAUAUUGUUUACAAAUCACAGUUAAGUGUACAUCACGCAGACACAAGAUUGUCAUUUUUAAAUCUUCUCACUAAUCCAAAGCGAUGUUGUCGUGUGUGUGUGUGUGUGCGUGGGCGUAUGUGUCUACUAAACCACUAAAUGUCACACAUCCGAGUAGGAUCUUCACUUCAUGUCAGCUUCGAAAACACAGCAGCAUAUACUAUUUCUAAAAGCCUCUAUUUAUGAUUAAAGCAACAGUAUGUAAGAACUUUGUUGUCAAAUGACCAUGAUGGGACGCUGGCUUGUUAUAGGGAGGUUUUUAAUCGCCAUGGCAACACCACAUUAGCUACUUAAGUGCUAUAUGUAAUUACUAGGGGUGUCAUGUGACGGGGCGAUACAUGAGGUUGGGUCAACGAGAACAAAACAAGACGAGAUUUUAACAUUACUUUUAAUAAAAGUACAAGGAAAAAAGGAUCUGACAAUAUAUUGCAAUAUACUAGUUUAAUUUCUACUACGUUACACUGUCCCGGCCUCUAUGUGUAUGCUAGCGGCCCCGCCUUCGCCCACCGAGACAAAGAGACUGUAUGACUGACAAAAGAGCUCACUCUGUUCAUUCCGUUGUUCUAUGCGCCAAGGUGCUGAAACCAACACACAGAGUGAACCCUCUUCCUGCCUGUUUGGCAGAGACGAGGAAAACAGACACGCAUGCAAAUAUAUUGAUUGUGUGAUUAAUCAAUUAAUUUAUUUAUUAUCAUCCCGGGCCUAGUGCCCACGAGACAAGAAAUUGUGUCAUGUUUUAAUCUCGUGGGACCUUGUGACACCCCUAAUAAUUAUGUUGCACGACCAGAAGAGCAACAUUUUUAAAAUAAAAAAAGAGAAGUUGACAAGUAUUUAAAAAUUAAUUUUGUUAGAAUUUGAUUACAACGGAGCUAUUAAAAAAUAAGCAAAAUGAUUUUUUUUAAACUAUAAAACGUUUUUUCCCUUUUGUGGUAUUUUCUUCAUCAAACAGCUCAUAUCACACCUCUAUUUAAAACUUCUAUUUGUUUUUGUCGUAUUUUAGCCAUACUGGGGCUCUGUAAUGAAAAUAAUAACCACGACUGUUCUGUGCCUCUCCCAACAAAAUGAAUGUGGUGCCAGUACUGGAAGGUAAAUGAGUUGCAAACACUUAAGAGGCUUGCCAUGCAGCCAUUUCAAAACAAUUAACACAUAAAUCACCCUAGCUGUGUGGUAAGAGAUGGCGUCCAAGAAUGUGAUGUUCAGUGUGUGUGUGUGUGUGUGUGUGUGUGUGUGUGUGUGUGUGUGUCUUUAUUGUGCUGUGUAUCUGUGAAGUGUUUCACCAAAUGUCCACAGAGUCAGUAUUGAUUGUGUACUAAUCAGCUCUGAACGUGUCAGACAAUAAAUAAACAGCGACCUCAGGGCUCAUCACCAUUACUAACUGCCCUCAUCUAUAGUAAUACUGUCAAUAGCAAACUACUAUAAUAUGACACUAUAUACAGUACAGUACAGUAGGUGGACUUACAUACAGUAGAAGCUUACUGGGUGCUAUCACUUUCAAGUACAUUACAAAUCUUAGCAGCCAAGUCGAGGGUGCAAAAUGUGGUAAAAGGUAGUAUAAGGCGGAUAGAUGACGGUGGGUGUGGGUGUGUGUGAGUGCAUAUGCAUGUAUUCUUAACACUGGGUUGAGUCAAAUGUGUACAAUAACUGGACCAAAUAAAUUUGAGCAAUGUGUGUGAUGAGUUGUACGAGGCUGUAGAGUCAUCGUGUCUU
Messenger RNA from Dunckerocampus dactyliophorus (ringed pipefish), 5729 nucleotides. RefSeq names its product piggyBac transposable element derived 5 (gene pgbd5). The record is from RefSeq and is a predicted model, not a curated record. Gene Ontology annotation, molecular function: transposase activity. Gene Ontology annotation, cellular component: nucleus. Gene Ontology annotation, biological process: non-replicative DNA transposition. NCBI's taxonomy places the organism in Eukaryota, Metazoa, Chordata, Actinopteri, Syngnathiformes, Syngnathidae. The transcript is spliced from 7 exons. Bases 173 to 1798 code for a protein of 541 amino acids.